AUGUCCUACUCAGGCAGACGCUCCUCCUCCUCCCGCUACUCCUCCUCCGGCAGUCGCUCCGGCACUUACUCCUCUUCCGGCGGCGGUACUUAUUCCUCCUCUUCCGGCGGCGGCAGUGGCUCUUCUUCGGGCGGCGGCAGUGGCUACUCCGACUACAUCCCGACCGCGGGUUACGCUGUCGACACGCCCUCUUACACCGUCACCAGCGGCGGUAGCGGAGGAUCCUACUACACCUCUUCUAAUGGCCAAUCCGGAUACUCAGGCUCUGAGCCUCCUUCCUAUUACUCCUCCUCCUCGUCUGGCAGUGCUGCUCCUCCUCCAUCUUACUACUCCUCUACUUCGGGAGGUGGCUCUUCCCGCUACUCCGGCGGAAGCGGCGGCGGUGGUUCUUCGUCUGGCGGCGGCGGAGGUGGUUACUCCGACUACAUCCCAACGGCCAACUACGGCCCCGACACGCCCAGUUACACCGUGACCUCUGGUGGUAGCGGCGGGUCCUACUACACCUCUUCUAAUGGCCGGUCCGGAUAUUCGGGCUCUGAGCCUCCGUCUUACUACUCGUCGUCUGGCGGCGGCGGUGGUGGUGGUGGUGGUGGUAGCUCUGGAUACUCUGGUGGUGGCGGUUCUUCUUCGGGACGUGGUUCUUCGAGCUACUCUGGUGGUGGCGGCGGUAGCUCUGGAUAUUCUGGAGGUGGCAGUUCGUCGUAUUACAGCAGUCGCUAA
This is a messenger RNA of Neurospora hispaniola, 720 nucleotides long. RefSeq lists its product as uncharacterized. The transcript has a single exon. NCBI's taxonomy places the organism in Eukaryota, Fungi, Ascomycota, Sordariomycetes, Sordariales, Sordariaceae. The coding region runs from base 1 to 720 and encodes 239 amino acids. The record is from RefSeq and is a predicted model, not a curated record.